CCCUCACGCCCUCACCCCCUUCUUGUCCUCACACCUCCUCGUCUGUGUGUUUCCCCAAAGCAAGGAGCCUCGCGCGCUCCUGAUACCUACUUGAUCCACGCCGGCAAGAGAGGCUGUCUUCAGUCUGGCUCACCCAUCAAUGAAGUAGGUAUUAACUCUUAAUCUCCAGAGAGGAGGGAGCGAGGGAGCCAGCCAGCCGCCGGCUACCUUUGAGCACCCGCACCCCCUUCUUCAGGAGCCCCAAGCUCACCCGUCCCGGCAGCCUGCUUGUGUUCCUUGGACCUUCAACGCCCAGACCUCGUUGUCCCAAGCCCCAGGAGGGACAGUCAAGAGACGCCACUGUUGCCCUUCUCCCAGGCAGGGUAAGACCCUACAGUACAUGCUCGGGGUACCUCAACUAUCUCAUUGCCUUACAGACAGACCAAGUGAGCGAGCGAGUAACUACUGCUCUCCUCUUCUGCAUCUUGACUCUUCUUCCGGCUGGGACUCGACGAAUGUCGGGCGGGUACGGACUGGCACAGAGACAACAGAGAGAAGAGAGAGACAGGCUCUUAGGAGAGACACUGACGAGGAGAGAAAAGCACGAAUUUCUGUCACAUCUCCCAUCCUGCUUCUUUCUCUCACACUCACACACUAUCUCGAGACCGACCGCCUCUACUCCCUUUUGGCUCAUCAGACAUUCCAACAGAGUCACUCUUGUUGGUAACUAGCAGCAUAGCAGAGAAAACAGGAGCAGCAGACCAGACAGGACAGGAUAGGACGGGGACGGUUCAACCUGAGCGUCUAUCUGUCCAUUCUCGCCGUGUCGUAGGGCAGGCGCUACUCCGUACCUCAUAGACCAUCUCUUCUCCUGGAUUGUCAGACACACAACCCACCCCCGGUACUUGGAGCUGAGGCGCCCAGGGUCCUCUGGUAGCAUUUGGUGUUGGACUUUACCCAUUCACAAGCCCCCUUCAGCCCUCCCGAGCUAGAGGGCUGGCUGGCCUUGACCUAAGCGCACCUGGUCUAGUGUCCCAAAUCCAAGUCCCGCACCAUCAACGAGCUACAUAUAUUCGACAGCCGCCUCUCCACACUGGCAAGGUAGACGGGACUGGACUGGCAACUAAGGUGAUCGACGCACGAUAACUCCUUUCGACAUCUCGCUCGAAGGAUAGCUUAAAAACCUGCACACAAAGCCUUCCUUUCGACCCCGUCCGCUGGGCCUGCCAUCUAUUUACUCCGAACCCAAUCCACCUUUUCCAUCAAGCCUUACUCCCAGGGCAGCGUUCCUCUCCUCAUCUUGGGGCCCGACAAUCCGUACAAUACUUGUAUACCUGACACUACCUUUCCUGGUUACCUACCUAUCCAUCUUACCUACCUACAUUGGCUACCUGAGCCGUCCUUCUCACUCUCGUCAGCUUUGUCUAGUCUUGUCUUGUCUUGCCUUCUUCUCUCAUUCCUGCCCCCAAAAGCCCAAGGUCACGACAUUCCACUACCCACCAAAUUUGGACAUCUGAUUGCGCCGUGUUAGACUGUCACCGGUCAUCAUCGUUGUCGAAUCCAGUAGCGGCGGCAGCCUCUCAUCUGUGGCAUUCCUAAACACCGCGUUGAAGUUCCAGCUUUUUUCAGCUCCGACGCCGCAUCCCUAGAACGGGACCCGCCAACAGCAGCUGUUUCCGAGCUGUCUGGAGAAGGACAGGAAGAGAGAGAGAAGAGAAAAAGAGACCCGGGUGCCUUACUUUGCUUGACAUCCGCCGCGCCCCAUUACCGUCAAGGUUGGUAGCUCAGUCACGUCACUUCAGACUCUGUGCUCCCGCUUCUUCUGCUCCUGCCGCUCCUGCUCCACCAAUCUUCCGGUCAGGCACAAGUACCGACAGGUCCAGUGUGCCUGCUGGGUUAGUCCGCCCGGCAGCAACUAUCCAAAAACACCCAGUCAAAAAGCAAGAGCUCGCCUGUGGCAGGAAAGAACGAGGAGGAUUCGAAAAAUCACCAAAACCUCAAACACCGCGACCCCCCUACCCAAAAUGGCAAUGGAGACUUCUUCGAGCUUCACGGCUCGAAGACAAGCAACACAAGCUUUGCCCCCUUUCCAUCUUCCGUCGACAAACCAAGAUAUACCGAGUAUGAGUAGACAUUCUCAUCAGUACCCUUUCAGUUUUCACAAUCAGCCUCUGCAGUCGCCAUCAUCGUGGCAAGCCCCCGCGAUGGCUACGCCGUCGGCUCCCUCCUCCUCCUCCGCUGCCUCAAAUACUCAACAUUCUCCUGUAACCGCCAGCUCUGGUCUAACAUCGCCUUCAGGAGUGCCAGGUGAAGGGCUCAGCCCGCUCUCUUCCGGUGUCAACACCACGAGCUCCCAAAGCUCUUACUAUCCUGGAGGAAACGGCCACGGAUCAUGGCCCACGCCCUCGAGUUCCUACCAGCUCAGCUCUGGGACGCCCCAGGGGCUCGUUCAGACCUCUCAGUAUGCCUCCCGCGGGAGCACCUACGAUCAGCAAUCUCCAAUGUCCUACUCUCGCACUUCGCAAUCACCCGCGACUGGCGAGGGUCUUCCUCCACCGCCCUACGGGCAAACGCACCAGUCCUUCCAGGCUUAUCCUCAUGGAGGAGCGGGAUCUACACCAGUCAGUCUACCAUCCCAGGGCCCACCAACACCUCAGGGUGGUAUUCUUGGAUCUCACGGUGCUGUCUCGACGCAACCUCCAACGCCCGGCGGUCUGCACUCCCAUCUUGACUCCUACACCCAGUCACGACCACCAGCGACACCCGGUUACUACUCCACAUCAUCAGCCCCCCAGCAAUCGUUUAACACCUACCAACAAUCCCACACUUCGCCCACCGCUCCUUCUCCGACGACUUCGGUGGGCCCCGGUAGAGGACUUGCUGCGCUCCAGCACCCUUCCGCGAUGGCACCUCCUGGUUCUUACCGCUACCCCGGUUAUCAUGUUCCAUCCAUGGGAGGACCGAUCAUGUCCAACCUUACUUCCCCUGGACACCAGAUGUCACUCGUAACCGGUAUGGGUGUCCCCGGCGGUUAUGGAGCACACCAUCUCGCACCGUCAAUGUACGGCCACACCCACGGGGGGCAGCCAAACCCGCAGGCUGAACGGCCGUUCAAGUGUGAUCAGUGCCCACAGUCAUUCAACCGUAACCACGACCUUAAGAGACAUAAGAGGAUUCAUCUUGCAGUCAAGCCCUUCCCUUGCAAUUUCUGCGAUAAGAGUUUCUCUCGCAAGGACGCGUUGAAGAGGCACCGUCUAGUUAAGGGAUGUGGUUCAAAGGAGGGUGAUGGCCAGAACGAGAACGGGCGACGCUCCUCGCAAGAUCACUCCGACGACGGGACUCCUCCACUCAAGCGAGAGUAGUUGCUUACAGAUUGCCGCUCACGACCUUCAAUGUUCGACUCGCUUUAUCGAAUAUACGGCCGAGAUCAUUUGCGGUCUCUUGGAUAUCCGGAGGGUGGUCAUCAGCAACUUAGGUAGCCAGGCGUCAACGUGGCUUACGACCGCGAUGACAAUACCUUUGUACAUGAAACCGCCAAAAUUACAACGUGGGGGAUCCACGGACGUAACGAAAAUUCGAAAGACAUGGGUGGCAUUCGAGGAAACAAUGCCUAGCAACAGACGCUUCGGAGAAAAUCUUUCUUGAAAACUUAUUUUUAAUUCGAUUACCAGCCGUACAUCGUAUCAUUUCUUUACUACACGCACGGUUAUACACGAAAACCCCGGCGUUAUACCGACACCACGGAACAUUAAUGGAAAGAGACUACCAGGGUCAUAGAGGGGGCCAGUUGGGACUGUGGUCUCUUUCGUUCCCAAAGCUUUCUUUCGCUAUAUGCUUUUUCGGGAAAAUCACUCGUGGGCACGAGGACCAGUUGGACAGGACACAUGGGGUCGGGUUUGUUUUUACGGCGAAUGGUUGCGGCAUCGUCCUCGCUACACACGGAUGCGGGAUGGGGCGAUGCCAAAUUGGGUACGGCUCCACGGAACACCUAUAUAUCGGGAAAACGGAAACUGGCGCAGGCACUCAUGAAUCGGAUGGGUCACGAUGACGGAGGAUGGCCUAAAACGACGGUCAAGGUUGACUCAUUGACACUGUCAAAGUUUGGACGGGCAUCUGGAACGGUCGGGUUUUGUACGCAAGAGGUCGCAGGUUAUCAAGGUGGUAUAGUGGAGUUGGGCAUCGGGGACUGCUUUGGGAGAUACCAAGAUUAUCAAAGAGACAGGUGACUGUACAUUAUUACAAACGCAAGAGAGCGUUCCCUGGGCAAUCGACCCGAUAUGAAAAUUUCGAGAG
Colletotrichum scovillei is the source of this 4272-nucleotide messenger RNA. RefSeq lists its product as uncharacterized. The record is from RefSeq and is a predicted model, not a curated record. Bases 2004 to 3341 code for a protein of 445 amino acids. The transcript has 2 exons. NCBI's taxonomy places the organism in Eukaryota, Fungi, Ascomycota, Sordariomycetes, Glomerellales, Glomerellaceae.